This is a messenger RNA of Salvelinus namaycush (lake trout), 2607 nucleotides long. It is a transcript of the gene nyap2a, whose product is annotated as neuronal tyrosine-phosphorylated phosphoinositide-3-kinase adaptor 2a. The record is from RefSeq and is a predicted model, not a curated record. NCBI's taxonomy places the organism in Eukaryota, Metazoa, Chordata, Actinopteri, Salmoniformes, Salmonidae. Gene Ontology annotation, biological process: phosphatidylinositol 3-kinase/protein kinase B signal transduction; neuron projection morphogenesis. The coding region runs from base 421 to 2607 and encodes 728 amino acids. The transcript is spliced from 8 exons.
GAACCAGCGGCUGUCUGUGUCCAGCCCAGCUUGCAGUGUCCUGGGUGCCCCUUCUGUGCCUGUCUAUCUGUCCGUCACAGAGGUUGGAGCUGGCCCUUGCUUUUUCACAACGCGGUACUCAGCACCUUGAAGAUGGUCAACCUCCUCCUCCUCUUCCUCCUCAUGCGUCCCUGUGAUCUCCAACAGAAGCAGCAGCACUACCGGGCUCUCUCCUCUGUCGUGCUCUGUACCACUGGGGGCUCUAUGGUGCUAAGCUCCGGGUGAUCCUGCUUACCUGCAGCUCAGCCCCCUCUCCUCCCUCCUACCCUGUGUGGUGAACAGGACUGAACCCCCACUAGUGUGGUCAACCUCUAGGUUACCUUGGUCUGACCCCAGCACUACCCAGCCACUUGCUUUCUGCUCCACUGCCAGUGAAAAACAAUGACUUCUCAAGAGGAGGAAGCAUCGUUCAGCAGGUUCUUCCAGUAUGUGGAGGACAGUGGACUCAGGGCCUAUGACGGACUGGUCAUCCAGAAUGCCUCUGACAUCGCCCGUGAGAGCGACCGCGUCCGGAAAGAGACCAACUGGGCCUACCUUCAGGAGAAACACGAUAAGAAGAGAAGACAGGAAGAAGCCAUUAAGAGGAUCGGUGAGGAUGUGGCGAGGGCGACGGAGGGAAGCUACGCAGGGAAACACUUCCGCAUGGGCUUCAUGACCAUGCCGGCGCCCCAGGACCGCCUUCCCUCCUCCUGUGGCCAGGGCUUCACUGUGCGUUCCCAGUCUCUACACUCCGUUGGUGGGGGUGACGAGGAUGGGAGCCCCAACUCCCGUAAGCAACCGCCGCCCAAACCCAAGAGAGACCCCAACACCAAGCUCAGCAUCUCCUCUGAGGGUGUGAACUCUGGAUCUGCCUCCAAAAGUAGCAAAAAUAAAGAAAAAACAUUGAAUGAGAAGUCGCGACCGUUCAGUGAGGAGUACAAGCGGAUCCCUCCUCCCAAGCCAAAGAGGAACCCUAACACGCAGCUGAGUACCUCCUUUGAUGAGUCCUACAUCCAGAAUCAUGGCAACAGGAAGGAAGGAAGGAGGGAAAAGUCCUCAUCGCAGAGCCAGAGCCCGAGCCCAGCCCCAGACACGGAGGAUGAGGACGAGCCUGUCUACAUCGAGAUGGUGGGUAACAUUCAUAGGGACCUGAAGCAACGCCUCCUGGAGGACGAGGACCAGAGUGAGUCGGUCUAUGAGGAAAUGAAAUACCCCAUGUUCGACGACAUGCUCCAGGACGCUAAGUGGGAACAGGACAUGGAGCAGGGUCGUUCCUCCUCCUCCCACACCACCCCCCGGGGGUCCCUCUGUGACAUCCCCGCCCCCUUCCCCAACUUGCUCACCCACCGGCCGCCCUUGCUGGUCUUUCCGCCAGCGCCUGCCCAGUGCUCGCCUAACUCGGAUGAGUCACCCCUCACACCGCUGGACGUCACAAAGCUGCCCAUGCUGGAGAAUGUUGCCACUGGGUACACCAACAAGCCCGGGGGGGGUGCCUCACCCACGACCUCUGAGGCUCCUCCCCCCUCCUCCUCCCCCCACCACCGCAAGGGGGAGAGAGAGAGAGACAGGAAACGAGAACGGGAGAAGGAUAGAGAGCGGGUAGAGCGGGAUCACCAAUUCACCCACACUAUCACUGCGUCUGGUCGCUCCUCUGCCCCUCCCAUGCCCUCCACUCUCUACAAGGCAUCGGCGUCGGCCCAUGGGUAUCCCAGAAGCCAUUCCGCAUGUCCCUCACCUGUAAGCAUGGGCCGCUCGAUCACACCGCUCAGCCUCAAGCGCCCACCACCUUAUGACGCCCUGAAGCUAGGCGGCAGCAUGCCUCGAUCCACCUCCGUUGCGCAUGCCGCCAAGAGCUCGGUUGGUAAGGAAGGGGGAGGCAAACUGAGUAACUCUUCUUCGGCCCACAGCUCCAUGCAGAAUGUGUCGCGUUCCCGCACCUCUACAAGCCCUCUGGAUGAACUCACCAACCUGUUUACCGGUGGACGGAAUAUGCUAAAGAAGGGAUCGGGAGGGAGGAAGGUCAAGGAGUCCGCUGAAUGUGAGGCCAAGACCAGGAGCCACAGUACAGAACCUCUAUCCAGGCACGAGAGCAAAGCUCACCACGGAGGCAGCCAGGAGUCUCCCAAAUCCCAGGAGUGGGAUGGGCCCUCCGGACAUUCAUCCAACCCCACUGCCAUGCCCAGCCGCCUGGGACGCUCUUCUGUCAGCCCCACCAUGAUGCUUGGGAGUGGGGUCACAGAAUCCAAAGCGGUGUGCAAACUGGGCCGGUCAGCCUCUACAUCGGGGGUUCCUUCCCCGUGCGGUACUCCCCAGCACCAGCCCUUCGAGCCCCAGCCAGGCUAUAGUCAGAUGAUCCCUCCCAUGCUGUGGGCUUGCGGAGACAACACCAUGAUGGAGAUGAUUGAGAAGAAGCGCAGCCUGUGUCGGGAGAUCAAGGCCCGCCGAGGGCCAGCAGACAACAACCUGUGUAAGCAGGACAGCAUGCCCAUCUUGCACAGCUGGAGGAAGAGCAGCAAUGGGACCAAGAAGUAUGGCGGCCCUCCCCCUUACUCCACACAGACCACCGUCUUCUGGGACACGGCUAUCUGA